CACUCCUCCUGUGAGCAUUUGUGAGGCAGCUCCUGUCCCUUAUGUCUCUUUGUGGGGAACAGAACAGACUUCCCAGAGCAUCACUGGAGACAAGACAGAGCUCUAGGGAGGACACCCCAGGUGCAGACCUCCAUGCAACCCUGGCCUCAACUACUGUGGAUGCCAAGAUGAGCACAGGGAGAGGAGACGCAGACCUACUCAAGCUGGAGUAAAACAUCCAGAGGUCCACAACAGGAGGUGGAACUUAACAGCUGGACAACCCAAGAGGUCAAUUUUGAGUUGAAGGCGACAUGAUCAGCAGAUCAAAAUCAACAGCGCUGGACUGGAUCGCUAAGAAAAAGGUGGAGUCUUAAUUUGAGCUUUUAGUGUCUCUUUAGAAAAGUUUUGUUAAAGACGAAUCGACAAAGUACACCAUAUCUUUUGCAGCUAUUAAGGAUAAAAGCACCAAAUGAAAUAUAUACAAACAACGGAGAGAGGAUAAUUUAUCUUAGUUUUUCUUCUUCUUUUUUUUAUCCAUCUCCAGAGCUUUUUCCAAAUAGUCAUUUGUGGUAUGAAAUUGAGAUGUUCUUUAAAGAACAUCUUGAAUGGUCCCGACAGUGCUCUUAAUUCACCAGCCAGGCGUUUAUCUUAUUUCUCCAGCUCUUUCUGAGAGGAAGCAUUAAAGACUUCAUUGAUAGUGCUCUUGGGGAGUGGGUAAUAUUUCUUAUGUGAAGUCUUGAAACUUUACUGCUGUUGACUGGAGGGAGAGAAAGUGCCACAUACAUAAGAAAAUGAUGUUGAGCUGGUUUCCAUGUGGGAAAAGUGCGUGUCUGGACUAACAUUACGGCAGAGCAUUGAAGACAGAAGAAAUGUUCACAGGGUGUGGAGUGGUCAGUGGCCAGAACCAGUACCUGAUCAGAGACGCUGUCAGGCCCCAUCCCGGACUAGAGGUGAACAGAGCGAUCCAAAUGGAGAAUGGGGUUAUCCCAGGGACCUGCUCUGUCUACCAGAAUCAAACUUACAGCAAUGCUGGCCAGCCAGCAGUGGUCAACAGUGUUUCCAGCCCGCUGAAGCCUGCGCCACUGCCAGUCCCUCCCCCUGCACUCAAACUAGGGCAGGAAGGGUUUAAGAAAGUCUGCCGAACUGAGGAGGACAGCCCCUGUCCCUUUCCAGGACUGGCCUCUGGGGUGCUGGAGAUGCGUGUGAAAGAGGGAAGUAAGAUCCGCAACUUAAUGGGAUUUGCCAUGGCACGGAUGCAGGGAGAGAAGGGUGUAAGUGGGGGAGGUGUGAGUGGCGGUGGGCUCAGGCAGGUGGUCUUCACCGGGUCAGGCCGUGCAGUCACAAAGACCAUCACUUGUGCUGAGAUCAUGAAACGAAAAGUGGGCUCUCUGCACCAGCUGACCAAACUGCGGUACAAGGUGGUGAAAGAGGUGUGGGAGAGUAGUGAAGGGGGGACAUCUGAAAUGACGGUGCACAGGACGGUGCCCUCCAUCAGCAUCCUUCUUUCCAAAGACCAACUGGAUACCCAGGAACCGGGCUAUCAGCCUCCAGAGACUCUCAGUGCAUUGUGGGAGGAGAGAGAGGGUGUCGAAUCGGCCUCGCAGACAGCAUGCAAGAGACCUCUUGGACAUUUGCCAUACAGCAGUUUCCCCCACUGUAAGAGAGUGUGUUUGGGGGAAGGAGUCUCAGUGCACCCUCCUCACUGACUGGCUGAACCGGUGUCAAACAGUGGAGAGGAUUGAAUCAGAGGAGUUCAUUUGGCGCUGCCCUCCACUCAAGCACAAUGCUGAGACAAUCAGAACACUCACUCAGACAGAACAGUGCUUUCUCAGAAGAACUGAGUACCAAUUCCAGCCUCCAGAGGUCAGUUUGACUGGGACCUGAAAGCUUGCCUCUGUACAUACAGCAUUUAAGGGAUGUGUUUCUCGGCACGUCAUGGUCUCUCACAUCCACAUGACUGUGAUGUGUGUUACCGUGCUAUAAAAUCUUUAACAGAUUCACAUCCCAUUUCACACCGACAAAAGAAAAAGCCAUGAAUUGCACAGGUUCCAGAUUCCUGCUUGCAGUAAACUAUCUACAGCCCGUGGAUGAAAUCAUUUAUAAGCAUCAUGUUCCAAUCAUCUCUAUUUCUCCAUACUCUUAAGUGUAGCCUUUAAAAAUACACAAGGUAGACCCAAGAAUAUAAAAUGAAAACAGAUUUAAGCCAUUGAUGGUAUGACAAAUGCAAAACAUACCAGUUUUAUUUGUCUGAUUAUUAACUCAUGAAAACAAAAUUAAAUAAAUUGGAUUUUUUUCCCCAGUGGAA
This is a messenger RNA of Epinephelus moara (kelp grouper), 2284 nucleotides long. RefSeq lists its product as uncharacterized. The transcript has a single exon. NCBI's taxonomy places the organism in Eukaryota, Metazoa, Chordata, Actinopteri, Perciformes, Serranidae. Bases 849 to 1685 code for a protein of 278 amino acids. Gene Ontology annotation, cellular component: ribonuclease MRP complex. Gene Ontology annotation, biological process: tRNA 5'-leader removal. The record is from RefSeq and is a predicted model, not a curated record. Gene Ontology annotation, molecular function: RNA binding.